AUGGGCACGGCGUUCAGUAGUAUUCCGGACGAUGACGAAUCGACGCAACCGCCAAACUCCCCCCCAUGGUCUUGGGGCAAUCGACCUCCAUUAUCGGAGAAGGAAUCACUACAUGUAGUUGACUGGAACAAGCCCCACGAUCCCGAGAAUCCCAUGCACUGGACGGCGAAGUCAAGAUGGGUGCAGAUUGUUCUUGUGAGUGCUCUGACCCUACAAGUGGCAAUCGCGUCUUCAAUGCCUGCUCCGGCCGUGGCAGACACCAUUAGAGAUUUCAAGGCGCCCAAAGGUGUCUUGAGUUCCCUCGUCGUGUCUAUCUUCAACUUGGGUAUUGUCGUUGGUACAGUGCUAGCAGCACCAUUGUCAGAGUUAUACGGACGGUACCCAGUAUACGUCCUGUCGAUCUUUUUCUUCCUUGCCUGCAACGCAGCCUGUGCUGUAUCACCCAAUCUCGGCAUUCUCCUCCUCUUCCGGUUGUUAAGCGGCGCUGCCGGUGCCGCCCCACUCGCUAUCGGAGGCGGCACCAUCGCCGAUGUAGCACUGCCGGCUUGGCGGGGCCGGGCAGUAUCGGUGUAUUCCUCCGCCCUACUAUUGGGUUCUGUUAUUGGACCCGUCACAGGAGGCUUUCUGUCCCAAUACUUUGGUUGGCGGUGGAUCUUCUGGUCACUGUGCAUAGUGGCUUCUGUUAUCGGCAUUGCUACGUCUUUCUUUCUUAGAGAAACAUCAGCGAAAAUAUUGCUUGAAAGGCGAGCGCAAAAAGUCAGGAAGAGAACUGGAGAUCUGGGAUACUUCUCGGCAUUGGCCGCUGGUGUCUCGCCAAGCAAAGCGUUCUCGAAAGCCAUUAAGAGGCCCUUUCGACUUCUCAUACUAAACCCAAUCGUCCUUGCCUUCUCGUCGUACUUUGCCGUCAUAUACGGCUACCUCCACCUGACCAAUGUCCACCAGUACCUCUUCUUUACAACCCUUCCGGCAGUCUUUACCGGCAAAUACGGCUUUUCAGUCAGCUUUUCCGGUCUCACAUUCCUGGGUGUCGGCAUUGGCAUCAUAGUGGGCGUUGUGCUCGAUUUACUCUGGAGCGACCGAAUUGCGGCAUCCCUGCUUCUCAAGACAGGUGCCAGGAGACCUGAACUUCGUCUGACUGCCAUGGCAUAUUCCGUGCCUCUGAUUCCGGCAGGUUUGCUCUUGUACGGGUGGACGGCCGAGAAGUCCGUUUUCUGGCUGGCGCCGAUGACGGGUUCCACCAUUUUUGGAGUAGGCGUGAUGCUUGUGUUUACACCUCUUACGUCCUACUUUAUCGAAGUCUUUACAAUUCAUGCUGCCUCUGCACUUGCUGCCGCAACGAUAGUCAGUGGCAUUUUCGCGACUUUCUUACCCCUUGUGGGAUCUCUUCUAUAUGCUACUUUGGGCCUAGGAUGGGAAAACACUGUCCUUGCUGCGUUGGCGGUGGUCGUUGCACCAGUUCCCUGGUUCGUUAUGAAAAAGGGUCAAGCCAUGAGGGAGAAGCACGCAUAUCAAGCUUUUUAG
This is a messenger RNA of Colletotrichum spaethianum, 1521 nucleotides long. Its product is annotated as MFS transporter prlG. The transcript is spliced from 6 exons. Gene Ontology annotation, biological process: transmembrane transport. Gene Ontology annotation, molecular function: transmembrane transporter activity. NCBI's taxonomy places the organism in Eukaryota, Fungi, Ascomycota, Sordariomycetes, Glomerellales, Glomerellaceae. The record is from RefSeq and is a predicted model, not a curated record. Bases 1 to 1521 code for a protein of 506 amino acids.